AUGAGCAUCCCUUCCCUAAAACAUGUUUCUGCAUGUUUCAUCAAACCACAUCCCCCAAUCCAAGACUCAAACCAAAUAUGGUAUUUAUCACCUUGGGACAUUCGCAUGUUAUCUGUAAACUAUAUCCAAAAGGGUCUUCUCUUCAAAAAACCAACAACAUCACAAAACCUACAACAUUUCAUCAACAAGCUCAAACACUCUCUUUCUCUAACACUUUCCCAUUUCUAUCCUCUCUCAGGUCGUCUUGUUACGCAUAAAACUCUAGUUCCUCCUACUUACACUGUUUUUGUCGAUUGCAAAAACAGUCCUGGAGCUAAAUUUAUCCAUGUCACGUUAGAUAUAACCAUAAAUGAUAUCCUCACCCCCAUUGAUGUCCCACCCAUUGUUCAUUCGUUCUUUGACCACCACAAAGCCGUCAACCAUGAUGGUCACACCAUGUCUUUGUUGUCUAUCCAAGUCACUGAAUUAUUGGACGGUGUUUUCAUAGCUUGUUCCGUGAACCACUCUCUUGGUGAUGGAACUGCUUAUUGGAAUUUCUUUAACGCACUUUCUGAAACAUUUCAAAAUGUCAAUAAUACUAAUCCUCUUUCAAUUUCAUACCAACCCAUCCACAAUAGAUGGUCUCCAGAAGGUUAUGGUCCAAUUAUCAACCUUCCUUUCAAACAUCACGACGAGUUUAUUCACACAUAUGAAGCACCCAUUUUGAAAGAGAGAUUCUUCCAUUUUUCAGCAGAGUCUAUAGCAAAGCUUAAAGCAAAGGCAAACAAAGAGUUUAAGACAACGAAAAUCUCUUCUUUCCAAUCACUAUCAGCACUAGUUUGGAGAUCUAUAACUCGCGCUCGACAACUACAACAUGACCAGACAACAACAUGCAAAUUGGCUAUAAACAACCGAACGAGAAUGGAACCGCCACUUCCUAAGGAAUAUUUCGGGAAUUCAAUUCAUACAUUGAGUACUGAAACAACUGUAAGGGAAUUGUUGGAAAAUAAUAUAGGAUGGGCAGCUUGGAAGAUUCAUGUGGCUGUUGCAAAUCAUGAUAACAAAGUGGUGCGGGGAUCUGUAGAAGAGUGGUUACAUUCUCCUUAUGUGUAUCGAAUGGAUCUGUUCUUUGAUCCAAAUACUGUUAUGAUGGGUAGUUCACCGAGGUUUAAUAUGUAUGGGAAUGAAUUUGGAAUGGGAAAAGCAUUGGCAGUUAGAAGUGGUUAUGGAAACAAAUUUGAUGGAAAAAUAACAUCGUAUCCAGGACGAGAAGGAGGGGGGAGCAUAGAUCUUGAAGUGUGUCUUUCACCGGACAAAAUGAUGGCCCUGGAAUCAGAUGAAGAGUUCAUGAAUUCAGUUUCAGUGUGA
Messenger RNA from Vicia faba (fava bean), 1347 nucleotides. The record is from the annotation of a GenBank genome assembly. NCBI's taxonomy places the organism in Eukaryota, Viridiplantae, Streptophyta, Magnoliopsida, Fabales, Fabaceae.